GAACACAGACGAGCUUGCAAAAUCAGCAGUACAGAAAAUAAAUUCAGGGAAGUCGGACACUUUGAUGCAAUCAAGAAUCUUGCUUGCAUAAGGACGUGUAAAGUACAACCCACUCAACGCAGACAUCACAACAGCACAGGAAGACUGUUACAACCGAAUAAGGAUACGAUGUCUGAUGUGAGUGAAUCUGAAAGUUGUUCCAUUCACAAGAUGCCCCUCGACCGAGAGUGCAUAACGCACAAGAGGCGGAUCUGCUCGGGGUGUAGUAUCGUCGAGCACAAAUCUUGCCAGCAGUUUGAUUGUAGUAUUCCUCUACAAGACUUCGUAGCAUCUGUUUCAAGAGUUUGUGAACUUAUCAAAUGCCAACUGUACAUGUUGGGGAAAGAGAAACACACAUCUGAAAAUUUGGUGAAGGACAGAUGCCGUCUUUUUCGUGAAAUGAUUGACAGCAUGGAGAAACGGUCCUUGCAAGAUAUUGACAAUGGCUAUCAGAAACAAGCAGCUCAGCUGCGAGAAUAUCAAAGUAAAUUUGACUGUUAUCAAAAUAUUCGCUCUGAUGUUGAAGAAGUUGAGAAUACACAAAACGAUGCUUUACGUUCUUGUUUGGUGUCAAAACUGACCGCCAUGGAGAAAGAGCCACAAAUUACAACAUUAAGCAAAAUGGCAGAUGAUUUCUUGAGAAUGGAAGCCCCGCCUUAUCUUAUGAAAUUUCAAAUAUCUGAGGGCUUGGAGCAGGCGAUUUUACAGCCUAGACGUAUUGGCAAUGUCUCUUUGUCCAACUUGAUUCAAAACGAAAAGGCGCCAGAAAAACAGCAGCUAACAGAUGAACAUGAGGCGUACCAAAUAAUUCCACCAACAGCACCUGCGUAUUCUGAUUUCACCAGCCUUCCAAAUUAUGGAGAUAUCUUUCAAGGUCAUGAAGCAAGGGGGGUACUAGGACCAACACCUCCUCUUCAUCCAAUGACAUCAACGCAAAGGGUUGAUAAACCUUCACCCGACUUUCACACGGGGGCUAAGUGCCAACCUUCAGUGCAGCCCGUACAACAAGGCAUUGAAGCAAUUGGUCUUUCUGGUGGACCAACGGCAUCUCCAUAUGGUCACCUUCACGGACAACCUUACCAGGACCCAUACCAAGAGCUCUCAAUGGGUCGUCCCGAAUUUGUUCAUCCAUAUCAACAAGUUAAUCCUGAGCCAAGGCAGAUUCCAGAUAGCCUGACAUCAUUUUUAUCAGCUCCAGAUGGACCACCGAAGCAACUUAAGUUUCUAUCCAACAUCCAUCCAAGAUAUAUGAAUGAGAUAGAUGCUGCUACAAUUUCUGGAGUUUGUUUUCUUGAAAAUGGUUAUGUUGUUUUGUCCGAUAAAUCCAAUGGCGCGGUUAAAGUCUAUGAUGACAUGAAUGUUUUGGUUAUGUUUAGAAAGCUUGGUCAUAAACCCUAUGACGUCACCCAGGCUCCUUCCGGUGAUAUAGCUGUUGCUUUACCAAAGGAACACAGUGUCAACAUACUGUCGUUGCGUGACCUGUCUACGGUUCCCAAUGGUUGGAUAAAUAACCACAAAGGCAAAUGCUUCGGUCUAACGUCAACAGAUACUAACAUAUUUGUUAUUUGGAAGGAAAACGACGCCAAAGAAUACAUAUCUGUAUACAGUAGUAAUUACACCGAGAUAAGAAAGAUCAACGUAUCUGUCGAACGCUCGCUGGCUGUCAAUCCAGCAACUCAAGAUGUAUUCUAUCGAGUUCUGAAUUUCGGAAACGACCAGAUUAAAUGCAUCAACCCCUUUAGUAGUGACAAGAAGAAAUGGAAAGUGAAAGUUCCGUCAUGGAAAGCGGUAAUCGAGGGAUUGGCGGUCCUGAAGGCUGGAAUCUUGAUCUCAACGACUUCAGCCGUACAGUUUAUGGACUUUAACACCCAGACCUUCACCCCCAUUAUGAAAUUAAAAAAUGGUGGCCACUUGGCGGUCAACAGAAAUCGCUCUAAAGUAGCUUUGGUGAUAGAUGAAUCAGAUUCUUUAGAUGACAAGGACGACAUUGUGGGGAUCUAUGAUCUCGUAUAUUAAUAAAAAUUCUCUCUCUCUCUCUCUCUCUCUCUCUCUCUCUCUCUCUCUCUCUCUCUCUCUCUCUCUCUCUCUCUCUCUCUCUCUCUGAGGAACAGAUUAAUGGAACCCCAUUGCCCUGGGGAAAACAUCUGGAUCCAUGCAUGAGGUUCUCCUAAAUGAACAAAUUUACUUUAACCGAUGACUGGACUUCAGCAGCUGUUAAACAAUGAUUACGAAACCAAAAAUUCCAUUUAGUGAUAUAUAAAGAACUUUUAAGACUAGAUUUGGUAAUAAAAAAAACAUUAAUAAACUGCCUUUUAAACUUUUUAGAUAAAAUCUUGAAACAACCCACCUUUAUUCCAACAGAGACUGGAAAAUGUUAAAUAUUAAGCUUGCUUAUUUUUUUUUUAUUUGGGAUAUACUGCUGAUUAAUUUCAUAAUAUCCAGGAAUAUGAAGCCAUGGAACUUUAUAAAAAAUUAUUUAAAAGCAAGAUGUUGCGUGUACAUCAGCAAAUGUAAUUAAAUUUUGUGCGCUUGUGUUAACUACAAAUUACAUAUAAUUAUAACAUUACAUGUAGUAUGCAAUGUCGAAUAGUCUUUCCUCCAUGUCUUCUGUGUUGUUGUUUUCUGGGGGGGGGGGGGGGUCCUCAAUUAACACACAUUUUUAUAUAACGUUAUAUCUCUACAUAGUGUUUUGUACAGUUACUCCAAGAAAGCAAGAAAGUGUAUUUAAUAAUGUAGUCGUAAUAUUCAGCAUGCUCCUCAUGUGCAUAUACCAUUUAUUUUUGUAUAAAACAAAUUAAACUUUAACCAUUUCGCUAAUUUGGAUGUUCGUGUAUUUUUUUGUGCACCUUAAUUGAAAUGAUUCCUUAAUCAUAAAAAAUAACUACAUG
Magallana angulata is the source of this 2927-nucleotide messenger RNA. RefSeq lists its product as uncharacterized. The transcript has 2 exons. Lineage: Eukaryota; Metazoa; Mollusca; Bivalvia; Ostreida; Ostreidae. The record is from RefSeq and is a predicted model, not a curated record. Bases 169 to 2055 code for a protein of 628 amino acids.